CGUGGGUGCGCCGGCGCCGAGCGGCGCGGUGCCGCGGAGCCAUGGGCAAGAGCCGCGCGCGGCGGUUCCGGAGGGUCCCCUUCUCCCCGACCGGCCCCGAGCGGCGCCGCGAGGAGGAGGGCGGCCCCGAGGAGGAGCCGGCGGCGGAGCUGCUGCAGAAGCUGCAGCACCCCAGCGCCGAGGUGAGGGAGUACGCCUGUGCCAGCAUCUCACGGCUGCUGCAGCAGCAGCACGUCAUCCCGGCCUUCCUGCAGAGGGACGUCGUCCGCUGCCUGGGCCCCAUGCUGCUGGACCACAGCUUGGCUGUGCGUGAGACGGCGGCGGGUGCCCUCCGAAAUCUGAGUGCUUGCGGAGGAUUUGAAGUUUGUGAUGACAUGGUGACCCAGGACGUCAUGACACCCCUUGUGGCACUUCUCAAAGAGUGUAGCAAUGGACUAGAUGCUAACCAGCUCUCCCCGAAGAAACGCAGAGAGAUGAACAAAAAUUACAUUGAAGAUAUAGCCAACGAGGCUAUCAACUUGCUGUGGAAUGUGUGUGAAUGCAACAGUACAGCAGUAUCCAUAUUCAAUAAAGAAGGGUGUCUGGAGGCUGUGCUGCAUUACAUUAAGAAAUUUUCCACGAAUGUGGAUCUGGCUAUUUCAGUAGCAAAUUGCUUACAGGCAGUGACAGAAGAUAAUCCAGAUCUCCUUUCUUCAUUCAAUGCCUCUAUGCAGCAAGUCUUGGAAACAGUGAUGCUGUGUCCAGAGAGCACAAUGAAGCACAUCCUUUUGAGAACACUGAUAGCAGGCACCAUCUGGAAUAUCAAGGAAACCAUUCCACCAGGCAGCCUGGGAAGCAUGGUUAAUGCAAUCCUGAAGAUUUUCUCGGAAUCAUUAGCAAUAGAUGCUGGUGAAACAAUUAUUCGUAUGAAUGAAGCUGAAAAAAACAGAUUAAAAGCUGCUGCAGAGGCAGAAACUGAGGAAAACGUGAUUGAUGUUACAAACAACUGUGCUAUAAGUGAAGAUGAUGGCAUGGAAGAAAUAUCUAAAGGAAAAGGCGGUGGAGAACAUGACAUCUCAGACCUGCUUCCAUCUGAUAAAUGGGAGCUGAAAGAAGUGACAGCCUUAUUGAUGGCUCAGCAGACUGCUCUGGAAAUCAUUGUUAAUAUGUGCUGCAGCGAAGAUCCCUCUGAUGAUGAGUGGGAAGAGCUCUCCAGCAGUGAUGAAAGUGACCUGUUUAUGGAAAACUCAUACAGUGAGGGCAGUGGGCUGCUGAUGUCACCCCUGUGCCUCUCUGCUGAGGUUCACUCAGCAUUUCUGAACAACCUCAUUCCAAAGAAGAUUCUUGAAAAAACUGCUUUUCCGAACAGUGUUGCUCUAGACAUCUGUAUGCACAAUCCGUCUUGGAAACCGUUAAUUAAAAAACUGAACACAGUGCAGUGUAGAGCCUUAACCUGUCUUCAUAGCAUUUUGUUGGUGUCAGAUGUGGAUUGCCUUGGAGGAGCCUCAGCACUUCAGUCACUUGCACAACAUCUCUCACAGCUGAUCUUUUCUAAAACAGAACUCCCUGAAGAUGCAGAAUUCUUGGAAGCCAUAACCAGUGCUUUGAGGGCUCUCCUACAAACAAUGGCAUCGAAGAACAUAUCCCAGUGUAUGACUCCUGAGCAGCUCCUGGCUUUAUGUGAAGCAAGUAUUCACAGCAGCAAUGCCAGUGUGAGAGUGAACGUAGUGAGCAUCCUUGGAAUUUCUGGCAGCGUCUUGGCCAAAGCACAGGAUACAGCUGAAACACUAAAGAUGAUCGGAAAAUUUCUUCUUGAGGUGGCUAUGAAGGAGUCUUCGCUUGUGGUAGCAGGGGAAGCCUUGGAUGCCCUUUUUGAUGUAUUUGCAGAUGGUAAAGAAGCAGAAAAAGCAGCAGUGCAGAUGAAGUUGCUUCCAGCACUGAAAGAAUUUCAACCAGUGUUCAAAAUGAGGAUACGAAAAGAAGGCAAGGGACAAUAUAGUACAGAUCAGCUUUGUGUUCUUGACAACGUGAAGAUGAAUUUGAGAAGAUUCAUUGCAUAUCAGGAGACAUUAGGCAAAAACCCUACUUGAAACAUCAAGGAACUUUAAGGUUUCUUUAUCGAAAAAUGUUUUCCAAAAAUAUACUAAAAUGUAUUGAGAAAAGCAGUUUUGCUUUCAUGUUAAUAUUAGGGUUUUUAAUGUUCAGUAUUUUAUACUUCUGGGAUGAUGCAAUGUGGAGGUCACAUCAGCAUAAAAAUGCACAGCAUAUUUUGAGUUCAGAUGUUAGCAGUGAUGAUAAGUGCUCUUGCAGUCCUGAGAUCAGCAAAAAGCACCACUGUCAUUGUUAGAAAUCUUCAUGUAUCCUGGCAGAAAACUACAAUUGCAUGACAAAGUAAUUUAAGGAAUAUUCUCAGUUAUGUGCCAGAUUAAGGCAGGGAGGCUUAAGGUAUUUUGAGGGAAUUAAGCAGUGAUGGGAUGCUGGUAUUUGCUGUUUGCCUUUACCUGUUUGUAGCUUUGCACAGGCACUUAUGGCAAGCUUCCCAAGGAAAGUGUGUGAUAAGUGUGUAGAUUACUUUCAGCACUUGGACCUGUUACUUCUUGAGGCUUGUCAUGGAGGGAACUGUUUCAGAUUCAUUUACGACAAAUUUGGUAUUUUGGCUUUUUACUGUAGAAAUCAGUCUUGAAAGGAUGCUGCUCCAUCUUUGUGAUUUGAUUGCUAUUUCUGAGAAUCAAGUCUCCCAGUUUACAUUCUUCCUUGUAAUUCUGCAUCUGGGUGAAUUUGAUUUCAGUGAAGUAAUGAACCUAAUAAAAUAUUUUUAUACUGAAGUAUUAUCUAGAGUAAUUUUGUAUUUACUGAAAAUCUUUUAAAAUAUUUGUGAUAGAGAUUUUUAAGCUGUACGAUACUGAAACUAUUUUCAGAAACUGUCAUAGAUUCAUGAAGGUUUUAUAUGUACUUCCAUGUAUCAAAAGCUGUGGUUUUGUUUCUGUGUACAGGAUGCCCUCAGACACUUCUUUUUCUAUCUACUUUUUUAAGAAAAGCAUUUUGUUGUGCUGAUUUUUGAAAAGGGACUUUUUAUCCCUCCUCCACCAUUAGCAUAACCAUCUAGAUUUUGACAGAAUUUUCCCCAUGGUGUUAAGCAAGGAACUGCAAAGACAAGAUUUGCUCAGCUUGUUAGACUUCAGUCUGUGAGGCUGGAAAGCAGGCUCUGGAGCUGGAUGGAUAACUUGAAAAUUGAUUUUACAGAAUUCUGACACACGAUAUUUGGCCAAGUGCAAGCAAGAGGAUGUGAGAAAUGAGUUUUAAGCAGCUGCACUGCCAGAAAGUCCCAUUGUUGCUGUUUCUUUUCAGAAGUUCAAUUAAAUGUGUGAUGUGAUGCCUGCUAAUGAAACGAGUGAGGGUGUGUGGACAGCUGGGGAGUAUCUAGGGCAGUGGGCCUGGCCUUCAGAAGUUCAGAAGUCCUGAGGAAGUGGAGCCGUUGUACAAGUUGUCCUGGGGGUUGGCAGGGCUGGAAUGUAGCAGCUGGGUGGAUUAGGGGGUAGGGCUGCGCAGUGUGGAUUUUAAUCUCAAUGUUAAUAAUAUGUGCUGUAUGCUGAGGAUAAAUAUAAUUUUAGCCCGGUAAAGGGCAUUAAUAAUAGUUUGAAGCAUUUUAAAAGAAAAACUUUCAUGCUUUCAUUUUGAGGGUGCUCCAUUGAAUUGCUGGCUGAUCGUGAUUGAAAGGCUCUCUGGGGGUUCCCAGGUCCAUCCCUGUGCUCGAGGCAAGGCUUUGUCUAGGGUCUGAUAGGUCGUGCUCAAAGGGGUGAAAAUCUCACAGCUGUGGGGGGACCUUUCCUUUGCUUGACUGUCCUAAUUAAGAACACUCCCCCACUUCUGCCACUUACCUAAUAGGAACUCCCUGUGCCACAAAGCAGGCCUCUUGUCCUUUGGGUGCCACCAAGAGGUGUCUGGCUCCAUGUUCCCUUCAGUGCCCAUUUUGUAGCUGAAAAUAGGAAUUGUAUUGCCCUUUUCUCCAGGCUGAGCAGACCUGGCUCCCUCAGUCUCCAGCCAUCUUGGUGGCCUUUGCAGCCUCGCCUGCCUCAGUGUGUCUUGUGCUAGGGGCCCAAAGCUGUGCGCAGUACUGCCAGUGUGAUUUCAUGAGUGCUGAAGAGAGAGAAGUGUCAUUUUCUGCAUCUGCUGGCCAUGCUCCUGUCAAUACUGUGCAGUAUUCAUUAGCCUUCACUCGCUGUGAGGUUGCACUGCUGACUUAUCAUCAGUUUGUCCGCUGUGACCCUGAGGUCCUUCUCUGCAGAGCUGCUCUCAUUCAGUCAGGAGCAUGCUUGGUUUUUGGGGCUGCUCUGUUCCAAGUAUAGGACUUCACAUCUUGCCUCAAGUAGGGCAGUCGGACCCUGCUUCCUGGAGACUGUUAGAACAAUUACGUGUGUGUGGAGCAGGGGUUGUUACUAAUGAGAAUAAAAUGUUUUCUCUUAAAAUACAAAUCUGAAAGUUGCAGAUAAAGGUCUCUGCCAGAAAGCCUAUUUUUUAUUAUAACCUGUCAUACCCCAUUUUUUUCCUGAUAAUGAAAGCACAGAAUGUCAUUUACAUCUGAAGCUAUUCCUGCAGUAGGAAUUAUUUUCUUUUGUUUGUUUUUGCUGUGCACUAACCAGUUAAGUGUCUUUAGAAAAUCUUCCUUUUACUCACUAUAAAGUAAGUUCACAGUAUAGAUUGUAUCAUUUGUAGAUGUGUAUGAUUUAGUGCACGCAAUACUUGCUUCUUUUGAUAUACUUUGGUAUGCAGGUAAUGAGGACAUACGAAGACAGUUUCAUGUAAGUUUGUACUAAAACUCAGAUGUAUAAAAGCUGAAAUAGUCCCUUGUCGGCUUUGUUUAACCUGAGCAGAUUGAAGCACUUCAGUGGGGCUAUUGGGAUGAGGAUAUGAAAAAAGGGGCAAGCUGGCUCUUCUUUCUGCUGCUCCUCAGGUGGGUUGCCUUUGAUAGAGGGGGAAGCUGUAGCUCUUAGGAGGGUUUUGUUGUUGUUUUCUUGGCUCAUUGCUCAUUUUAAGGAAACUUCUGUAAGUGAUUUCUUGGCAACUGGUGUUGUAUGGUCACAAGCAGCCUAUUGCCCUUAUCAUGGUACAUAGCAAAAUGGAGCCAGUAUCUUCCUGCAUAGUUUGAUGUCCACACUUUCAUUUCUCUGUUGAAUUAAGAAAAUCUCACUGCAUUACCUGCCUAACUCCUAGUGUAGUGUAACUUGCUCUUGGUUUCUAAUGGAUUGCUUAUGAGUGAAUAUGAGGGAGUAAUUUUUUUAUGUUCUACCUGUAAGGGGUGAGAUAGAAGAUAAUAUGACAAGUAUGGAAGACAAUGAAAAGGCAAAUUGUCUGUGAUUGAAAGAAGUGUCAGAUCAUGGCCUAAUAAGAGAAGAGAUUUAUAGGUACAGAAAAGCUCAGCUGCAAGGUUUGGGCUAUAAAAGUUGUUCUAACACAAUUGAGGAAAAUUACGGCAGUGGAAGAAAAGAUGAUGUGGCUCAAGUUAAAUGCUUGAUGGGCUCUUCUGGCACUGAUUUAUUUGAGUAGUUUUAGAGUAAGCAAGACAGAGAGGUUGACAGCAUUGAAAGACAAAGGUCUUGGAGACACUUCAAGGGUGGGAAAUAGUGCCCUGAUCUAGUCAGUGUGCAGCCUAAGCAAGCAGAUGCUAAAGAGAUGUAAGGGAUCUUCAUCGGUUAUUUAAUCACGCAGAUAAGACUGUUAUCAAAGCAGGUAUCUUAAACCGAAUUUGUUUGCUUAUCCUCGUCCCUAGAGCGUCUGUCUAUGCUGCAAUUUAAAAACUGCUAGUCUGAGGUAUGAAGUACAGUAAAGGAAGAGGGGCUGUUGGCCCCUUCCUGCUCAGAAGUGGUGAGACGGAUGGUGGUGGCUGCUGCUUUGGCCUCUGCAGCCUGCAAAACAUUGACUCCACAGCUGCACAGAUAAGGAAUUUAUCAUUGCUACGUGGCUUGUUUUUAACUCCUUAUGAAGAUAAACAAGUGGAAAGAUUUAAAUAAGUAUUUGUUGUGCCACAGCAUUCAGAUGUCUGUUACAUGCCACGUUAUGGUUAAUUAUUAACUACUCAAGGUUUGUGCUGUAUGUUGAGGGUAUUUUUUGUGUGAUACGUUUUAAGGAUCUUCUCUGUAGAGGAACAAGAAUACUUCUUGCCAGUUACUACUUGCCUUGGUUCUACAUGUGUAUUUUGAAUGUGGGGAAAAAAAAAAUCAGAGCACAGUAAAGUUACAAAAUGAGAACUGUAAUCUGAGAACAAAUUAAUUUAAAAUCAGUUUGUAGCUUAAGUAUUAUAAAUGAAACGCAUAUCUCAUGGAAUAGUAACAUAGAGCAACCAACCAAAAAUGCUUAUAAACUCAAGUUCUGUUUCCUUAAUAAGUAAUUUUCAGUAAAAGCAUUCCCGGAGGACUGGAAAGAAUUGUCUAGCCUUACAUUUACUGUUGCAAAUUCAAAUUCAGGCAAUGGUAAUUGUAAUUGAAAAUAACAUAAUGGUUCUUUUUUGGCACAGAUGAAUUGAGCAGACAGUCUAUAUAUAGUCUCACUGGAUGUGCUCUUAAGAUACGUAACACAAAGAUAAUUGGCAAAAACUGAGAACUCGGACAGUGGCAGCAGAGGAAGGAAUUUGAAGUUUCCCAAAAGGGCUGAAGUGCUGUGCGUGGAGGAGGUCUUACUGAGCACUGCAGAGUUCUUGUCUGUUCUCCAAAUCAAUUCAGACUGUUUAACUUCUGUACCUUCCAGGAAGAAUAACACGUGUUUAAAUCACUCUAAGUUCAUUUUGUUUCAGUAUUAUUUUCCUAAGUUCCUUGUUUCUGUGAGAGUCACAGACAUAAUGUUCUGUCAGACAUAAUUCAGUGACCACAUAAACACAGCUUGAGACUUGCACACAGAACAUGAGAAACGUUUUUUUCUUUCAAAUCCCAGUGUCCUCACACUGCUGCUAUAUUAAGAACUUAAAUCAGAAUGCAGUGAGCUGAAAUAAGGCAUCGCUGCAACAGUCUGUGCUGUUGGAAGUGUUGUGGCUGCUGCAUGGCUGUCGGCACACAGGAGAGUCCUGGUGCAGCCCCAGCUUUGGGAGAGGCCCUGAGUGCUCGUGUCAAUGCCUCUACCACUUCUAAAGCUGUGCUGGGACUCGAUAUAUGUUCUCUAGGCUUUGUGUUUCUUUUUGUGACAAAGGCCUCAUCUGGGAUUGUUUCCUUUCCCUUCUGAUGGGAUUUUUUUUUUUUUUACCUGUAAGGGAAAUGGUCUUCAUCUUUUCCCACCCCCACUGCUGAUGGAGAGUAAAGGGCACUUCAAGAAUCUAACUGUGGAAUGGCCGACAGCUAGAAACUGUGUGGUGUUUCUAAAUAGUCUUUUUUCUGAGAAAUUGCCUUUUCAGUAAGGAAAAGCUAAAGUUCAAAGUCGUGACUAAAAAAGUCAUGUCAACUGUAUUCAAGCAUGGCAGCUUUUUGCCUCUCUUUCCUAAAACUCAAGCUUGCACCCUGAUCUCAUGUGCUUGUGGUAUCACACUUUUCCAAGACCAGAUAUUUUGUGACUGUUAUCUCCUUAAUGGUAACUUGAGUUUUUGUUACUGAUGCUCCCUUUUCCUGCGCUGUUUAAAUACGAAGUUUAUGAAUUGAAACCCUUUGAUUUGUAUCUUUGUAAGAGGGACUUUGGGCUGAUCAUCUUCUGGACAGCUUUUCUGGUAUGCUUAUAAAUCUUUGAAUUACCGAAAAAUGUGUGCCUUGAAAAAUAGCUAGUGGGGGUAGCUCUUCUCCAUUAUUUAUUCCUUUAUUCCUGAGCUGUACUCAAGUCCCACCACUGCCCACUUGGUGUUGGUGGUAAUUUCAGGUGAUUUUUAAAGCAAUUAGUCAAAUCUAUCACCUCAACGACUGUAUCCGGCCCUGCCAUUCUCGCUGGGGUUGGUCUCUCUAGGGCCGUGCACAUCAGUCAGCCCAGGGCAGAGCCUCACUGCAGAGGGCUCGGUGUUCCCCUGGGCCGUGUGGGACUUGGGGUGAAGCUGCACCGUCAGUCUGUGGCUGUCAUCACCAAACGCGGCCGGGACACGUUGUAAACUUUCGACCUCACAGAAUGCUUGGAACUGAAGCACACCUUUCUAGUUCCAAACCCUAUCUGAGCUCCUGCUUCCUGAGGAGGAAUCCUGUCCUGCAAUGUGCUGGAACCUUUGUAGCUGGUAUCAUGCGAAAGAUGUUUUAAGGCUGUGCUAUGAAAGCACUGCAAAAAUAAAAUUGAGCCCGAUUAGAAGCUGUGCUACUCCAUUUUGCUGUUU
This is a messenger RNA of Lagopus muta (rock ptarmigan), 8248 nucleotides long. RefSeq names its product HEAT repeat containing 3 (gene HEATR3). The coding region runs from base 42 to 2069 and encodes 675 amino acids. NCBI's taxonomy places the organism in Eukaryota, Metazoa, Chordata, Aves, Galliformes, Phasianidae. The record is from RefSeq and is a predicted model, not a curated record. The transcript has 15 exons. Gene Ontology annotation, biological process: protein import into nucleus; ribosomal large subunit biogenesis.